Pseudoliparis swirei is the source of this 1510-nucleotide messenger RNA. Its product is annotated as BTB/POZ domain-containing protein 3-like. Gene Ontology annotation, biological process: dendrite morphogenesis; cerebral cortex development; neurogenesis. The record is from RefSeq and is a predicted model, not a curated record. Gene Ontology annotation, cellular component: cytosol. Bases 356 to 748 code for a protein of 130 amino acids. The transcript has 3 exons. Lineage: Eukaryota; Metazoa; Chordata; Actinopteri; Perciformes; Liparidae.
UUUUGCGUGACAGAGAUCGAAACCAGGUCGGGCGAUCUUUUUAUUUUUAUUUUUUAUUAAAUGUAUUUCUUCCUACGUGGCUGUGAUGCACUGCUCACUUAUACAAUCGUAAUCGCCGAAAUGGAUAUGAACGGAGGCUUGAAGAUCUCCAGCAAUAUGUUUGUGAAUGUGUGACGAAUCUGGUGAGCGAGACAGAGCCCCGCUGCAGAUGUGAAGAGAACACAACACACGCACGCGUAGGGAAACCAGUAGGUUUGAAAACCAGUAGGGGUGUAACACCGGUACCGGAAGCGGCGGCAGGUGAGUCCGGGGCCCGGAGCUGCCAUGACCCGGCCGGCAGUCUGACUGGAAGAUAAUGGCUGCAGAGCUGUUUCCCACCAAGAAGCUGGUCACCUCCGCCUCAGCGAGCAGCAGCACCUCCUCUUCCUCCUCCUCCUCCUCCUCCUCCAUCCAGCAGCACCAGCAGCAGAACCUCACGAACAACAACACGAGCACCGCGGCGCAGGGCGGCAGCAGCUGGCAGGGCCUGUUCCCCACCAUCCGGGAGAGGAAUUCAGUCAUGUUCAACAACGAGACGAUGGCAGACGUUCACUUUGUGGUCGGGCCGCCCGGCGGCACGGAGCGGGUCCCGGGGCACAAGCGGUUGUCGAGGUCGGGUCAACACGUCGGUGAUUGGAUGAGACGCCCGGGCAGGACGCUCCGUGUCUCGGCUAAAGCCGUGUGUCAGAUACCCGAGAACUCAAAGUGAAAAUGUCAUAUUGGAACAAAGCAUUCCUGACCGAAGACGCCCAGAGAAGGAAGGGAGAGUCACGUGUAACUGCACAUUUAUUCAUGGUGUGAUGGUACAUUAUGAUCAUAAUCCCACAAAGACACACACACACACACACACACACACACACACACACACCAAUCUCUGCAUUGCUUUGUGCUGAUUGGCUGAUCCGACCUCGUGUGAGGAGGCGGGGUCUGAAUCUGUCACUGUCUGUCCUUUUGUCACGCUCAAUGUUCCUCAUGAUUAAUCUGUUUACUUUGUUGAUAUUAUUAUUAAUCCCAGAGGUCAGAGCGUGUUCAAACGGUUCGUACGGGAGUUGAAGAAGACGAGUCUCUUCCUCACUUUCCUGCUUGACCCCGACGACGUUUAAAAAACACUUCUCGAUGUUUUCCGAUGCGCGGCGCGGGGCAGGUUGUUCUGGCUCCGUCAGUUUUACGUUAAAAACGUUUAAAUGUCGCUCAUCUGACUUUUUCUCUCACGACGAUCCGACUUUGAAAACGUUCCCGAGACGUCAACUUUUAAAAAAACAGACGCAAAACGAAGCACCUGCUUCUGUUUUCACCUGUGCAGGUGUUUACUGUUGUUGUUGUUGUUGUUCCUCCGUGACACUCGGAGCAUCACCGUAAAGACCCCGUGGGGCGACGUCUACCUGAGCAGACGACAACGCGCCGCCAUGUUGAGAGCCGCGCGGAGGCAACGGACGAGCUCUGAAUUCCGGAUUAUAAGACGAAUAAAUAA